AUGAGCCCACCUAGCUAUGCAUAUCCUGUGUCACCUUAUGCUAACUUGACAAGACUCAAAGUUCUGGAGGUGUCGCCCAACAGCCGUGUGUUCAUCAUGGGCGAUGUGCAUGGCUGCCUGAAAGAAAUGAAUGCCUUACUUAGUCAAGUGCAGUUUGAAGCAGCCAAGGAUGUCUUGAUCUUGACAGGUGAUUUGGUGGCUCGAGGAGAAGAUCCUGUCGGUGUCAUUCGUCGUGCUCAAGAGAUAGGCGCUUAUUGUGUCCGUGGUAAUCAUGAUGACAAGGCCAUUCGUACAAAACUCUAUCUUGAUCAACAUGGACUAGAAGCCAUGUCGGACGCAAAUGAAUUGAUUCCUGAAGGUAGUGUGGCUGAUCCAUUGAAAUUCGGCAAUAGACAUCUAGACGUCGCCAAGGCACUUGGUCCUCAAGAAUUUGAUUAUUUAAUGGGAUGUCCCUUGAUCCUGGAUAUUCCUAACUUAAAUGCACGCGUGGUGCAUGGUGGUUUAGAUCCGGCUAUUCCAAACUUGGUAGACAAUGAUCCUUGGUCUGUUAUGAACAUGCGAAGUAUCAUGCAAGAAAACAAUCAACCAAGCAAGAAGAAGAUGAAGGAACUCAAGAACACGGAUGCUAAGCAUUGGGCAGAAGUCUAUAGAGCGAGUCCAUUAGCACAUAAUAAUGCCACUGUUUAUUAUGGACAUGAUGCUUCUCUUGGUGUCCAGGUGCAUGGCAAGACAGUUGGAUUAGACAGUGGUUGUGUCUAUGGAAGAAAAUUGACUACGAUGGAAGUACAUUCACAAAAACUAUUUCAGGUGGACUGUGAAGCAAGAAAAAAGGACGAAGAGGAUUAA
Messenger RNA from Gilbertella persicaria, 846 nucleotides. RefSeq names its product Metallo-dependent phosphatase-like protein. The record is from RefSeq and is a predicted model, not a curated record. Gene Ontology annotation, biological process: polyphosphate catabolic process. NCBI's taxonomy places the organism in Eukaryota, Fungi, Mucoromycota, Mucoromycetes, Mucorales, Choanephoraceae. Gene Ontology annotation, cellular component: cytoplasm. The transcript has 2 exons. The coding region runs from base 1 to 846 and encodes 281 amino acids. Gene Ontology annotation, molecular function: endopolyphosphatase activity; phosphatase activity.